AUGCCACCUCCUAUACCCCGAAAGAGCUCUGCAAGACGAGCAAAAUCCGAUACGUACGUUUCAUCUGAUCGAGUCCUGCAUACUCCGACUACCCCGGUUGCUCGUUCGACGAUCGCGAGGGCUCUUUCCCUGAGGCCGAGCGUGAAGGGUAAAGCGCCUUCUGCGGCUCCGAACCCGAGUACUAGUCGAAGCAGCACCUUCCCAAUCCAAGGCCAACAUCUCAGAGGUCCCACCGCAGCCUCAGACGCCGAUGUCUCGCCUGGCGGCGCCGAAACAGUGAUCCUAAAGGUUUUUGAGGCCCUUGACGAUUUCGACGAUCUCUUCGCCACCGCCAUUGUGAACAAGGGAUUCUACAGCGUGUUCAAGCGCCAUGAACUGUCACUGAUGCGAAAAGUCCUCCAUGCCAUGUCACCAUCGGCAUGGGAGCAUCGCGAGACAUGUCCACCGUGGACCUUCGAGCCUGGCACAGAGUACGAUGGACCAAAACCAGAAUACAUCCCGGAAACCUACCUAGAGUGCUACGUCCGUGACUCGUGCACAAUCAACGCACUCCAAUCUCUCAUUCACGAGCGCUGCCAGUCACUCUUGCGCCCCAGGACCGCGGCAGCACUAGUAAGCACCGACCCGCAAGAAUCUUCGUAUGUUAACGACGCACUCUGGCGCAUUUGGACCUUCUGCGAGAUCUUUGGAUGUGGCAAGGGUCGAGAAGAUGAUAUUGUGGGCCAGAUGGACUGGCUGAAGGGAGGUGAACUCGUGCAUCAACAGAGCUGCCGCGCAACCAUCAUGAGCAGCGACUCGUUUGGAUUGAGCAGCGUCCUGAUGUGCGCGCCGGAUUACUUCGCCAAAGGCAACGCCGGCGGUUUGACCGCGGAGCAGCUGUACGACAUGACCGAGCUGUGGAACUGUCUAGGUGUGUUGAUCCAGGGGAUCUACGGAAGAGCAGUGGAGGCUCGGCAAUAUGGCGUCUUCGACCGCACCGACAUAGAAGGCGGCGACAUCGACGGCGAGGAAGCAAUGCUAGAAGAAUGGUGCUCCUACCUCCUCACCCACGGCCUCUCCACCAUCCUCGAUCUCGCUGCCGCCUCGACCCACCCAGACCCCACCGUCUUCACCCUCGCCGCCAGCAAAGGCUACAUGACCUGGACACCCCCGCCACCCGGCGCAUCCCGCAGCACCUUCCUCAAAGACGCCCUCUCCCGCGUCUACGAGGAGAAGAUCGCCGCCGCGUUCGCGCAGAGCAACCGCAGACAGCAGGCGCGCGAGUCGUCACUACGGCGGUCUGCCGAGACCGCCAAGCGAAGAGAACGCGGUGCUUCGAGUGCGGAACGGCCCUUCAGCGAGUGGGACCUUGUGAUGAACAGCCUCGACUCCGCUGGACGUGGUCCACCGCUUAUGUCGAGGGCAUUUGCGCAGCCCACGGCUCCGCCGCCGACGCUGAACCAGUGUGAGAAUGUGCAUCCUGCACUGCGGCCUGCACAACAUCCACCGACACAACAUCCCCCAGUACAGCACUAUCCAGCCCCUGCCCCAGCCCCUGCCCCAGCCCCACGUCCCCUCUCAACCUACACUCUCUCCAAUCCGCACGUGCGCGAGGAGCCCGUCUCGCAGCAGCACCCACGGCAGUCGCAGCUCUACAGCGACGACCCGGCGGUGGACAGCGCGGACCGGGCCAUCUUCCGGAUCGUCGAGAUGGGGUUUACGGCGGAGGAGGCGCGGAGGGCGCUGCGGGUCACGGAUCUGGGGGAUGGGCUGCGGGUUGAUCGGGCGGUGGAGUUGUUGUUGAGAGCAUAG
Molecule: messenger RNA, 1791 nt
Organism: Coniosporium apollinis CBS 100218
Lineage: Eukaryota; Fungi; Ascomycota; Dothideomycetes
Exons: 2
Coding region: 1-1791 (596 amino acids)
Molecular function (GO): protein binding
Source: RefSeq, a predicted model, not a curated record